Alternaria novae-zelandiae is the source of this 1440-nucleotide messenger RNA. RefSeq lists its product as uncharacterized. Lineage: Eukaryota; Fungi; Ascomycota; Dothideomycetes; Pleosporales; Pleosporaceae. The record is from RefSeq and is a predicted model, not a curated record. The coding region runs from base 1 to 1440 and encodes 479 amino acids. The transcript is spliced from 3 exons.
AUGUCUCAACAACCAGCGGAAUCAGACGCGCUUCAAUCCACGAUGUCUAUAGCACAGCAGCCACAAACCGCCUCCUUGCAAGAUGGCGAGCUGACCACAGGGACCAAUUCGGCUGAUAUUGGCUAUGUUGAUCAUUUGCUUGGUAAACUGUCCGUCGAGAAGCUGGACUUUGGCGAUCAUGAGAUCUUCGAAACCGCACGCGAUCAAGACCGCCGUAACCUUCAGUGUGGCUUAUCACUCCCUUCUUCCGAUGCGGCAACUAGUUUCACUGUCAACAAGGACUUGGCAGUAUCAAGGUCCAUCUGGAUCCACACUAAUAUCGACAACCUCGCUGAGAUCCCCACCAAGCAGUACAGUCCGGCUGUUGUCAAGAUUGUUGCCAGUUCCAUCAUCGGUAUCAAGUACAGCCUCGCCGAAGAAGAUAUUCCGAGCGACACAACGGCAACCGCGAUGCACCUGCAGCUAUAUCUCUGCGCGACUGAGAUGGGUAUGGAGUGCCUCGAAAAGUUCGCAUUCAAGUUCUUCAGGAAUGCCCUUACUAAAGAUGGAUCGACACCUGAAGGGCUCAGGAGCUUGGUCGAGCAUCACAAGCUGUUCACUGUGGAUUUCUGUCAGAAGGCAUUCACAGUACCUCAGUACGAAAAGGUCAUGUGUACUUUCGCGACUCACAUCAUUGUGUAUGAAGACGUCUUCGACGGAAGCAGCUUCUACAGUGGACUGCCAGUGGUUACAGCAGGAUACUUGCUCAGAUACCUGCACAAAGUCAAGACAAACGUCAAGCUGAGGCUCGAAGCUCACAAGAAGGGUUUAGUUGGCGCGAAUAAGGCACAUCGACGUCGUGCUUCGCGGGAGCUCCACGGUCGAGGUCCUAGCUCGCGUCGUCUCAUCGACGAUGUAACGCUUACACCAUCUCACAUACCCUCGGCUGCGUCGGCUUUCGAACAGCUUGACGGUCGCCGCCUUCUUGAGCAGAGCGUGGACGGCAGUUCCCUCACACCCCGCGCCGGACGAUACCAGCAUCAAAACCGCUUACUGCCGAGCGGCGACUCGCGAUUCCGGGAGCUAGAUGAAGAGGACGAUGAAGCCUUCAACCCACCCUUCGCAUCCACCAGCCCGAUCCGUCCCGUGAAGGGUGGCACCAACCGGGAGAUAGAACAUGAUGAAGUUCUUAUCGAGGACGGUACCGAUGCCGACAUGACCUUCGUCAUAGCCAGCCAAGGCGUCAUCUCGUCUGACAACGGGGGACAGUCUCAGCCACCUCCUCCUCCUCAAGCGGGCGGCAACGUCGCAGUGGAGCCAAAGGAUAUCACCAUGCUCGAAGCCCCGGAGUCGGAAAAGAAGGACACGACUAUGGUCGACCCCCCGAAGUCUGCAAAAAAGGACACGACCAUGAUAAACAACACCACGAUGGGCAUAGGUAGUCCUGGACCUGGCUCCUGA